AUGUCGUCUGCUGAACGCUUACAAACAGUACAUCGUAUGGAUCUCUGCACCAACUGUCUGCGCGUUAAGCAUGGUGUAGCAACUUGCGAUGCCGGAAGGUGCAGGAAGUGCAACGAAGCUCAUCACACAUUGCUCCAUGAUAGCCUGGUUCCAGCGCAGGUACAUCUGUCAUUUGGAACGGUGAACCAUGUAGCUUCGGAUUCGUUUUCGUCUGUUUUUCUGGCCACGGCUAUCAUCUGGGUGACUAGUGCAUCAGGUGAACGUAUUUCGGCACGAGCUCUUCUUGAUUCGGGAUCUCAAGCAUCCUUUGUCACCACCAAGCUUGUUGAGCAACUACAGCCCGAGACACACCGUAUCGACAUACCGUUGAAGGGAAUAUCGGGAAUGUCAACCAAAUUGAGGAAAGCAGCGUUCGUAAACAUCGGAUCUAGGCAUUCCAACCUGCAGAUGACUCUGGAGUGUGCCAUUCUGGACAAGAUCUCCGAUCAGUUACCCCAUCGUCAGUUCGACAUCGACAGUUGGAAGUUGAAUACCAGCAUACCAUUGGCAGACGAGCAUUUCAACAAACCAGCCUCUAUUGACCUGCUCAUCGGUGCCGGGGUGUUUUAUCAGCUUUUGGAAGGCGGGCGCAUUUCGUUGGGUCCAAGCAAGCCAGUGUUGCAGCAGACAGUUCUAGGUUGGGUCGUCGCAGGAGAAUGCCGCACCGAAGCUGCCAGCAACAAGCCCUCGUUGUGUCUCAUGACUUCUCUGUCUGAUGACGAAGCAGAACCUGAACCAACAGUGAACCAACUUGUCUCUCGAUUCUGGGAACUGGAAACCCUCGUGCCGCAGCGCCACCUCUCAGUGGAAGAGCGGUUGUGUGAGGACCACUACAGACAGCACACCACCAGGGACCAUACUGGGCGGUACGUCGUAAAACUCCCGUUCAAGCGAGAUCCAGUCGAGAUUGCGGAGACCGGGUACCAGGCAUUAAAGCAGUUUGAUCUUCUGAAAACACUGCUGAACAAGGAUCCAGAACGUCAGAAGAUGUACGAAGAAUACAUCAACAAUUUUAUCAUAGCGGGUCACAUAAGCAGAGCAGAGCCAUCUACGAAACAGCAACGCACGAUAUUCCUGCCUCACCAUUGCGUGCUGAAGGAGGACAGCACUACGACGAAGCUUCGAGUGGUUUUCAACGGGUCGAUGAAAUCCAGCAACGGAGUGACGCUCAACGACUUGCUGAUGACAGGGCCGGUCGUGCAGAAGUCUCUUUACUGCAUUCUUCUCAAUUUCCGAACCCAUCGAGUUGCAUUAACCGGAGAUAUCGAGAAAAUGUAUCUGCAGGUUAGAGUGUCACCAGAGGAUAGCGAUCGGAUUCGUAUGAUCUGGCAAGAGCCGGGUCGAAAGGUGGCUGAGUACCGGAUGAACACAGUCACGUUUGGUUUAGCAUGCGCACCUUUUCUGGCAACACGCACCCUUAAACAACUUUUCAUCGAUGAGGGCAACGAGUUUCCGAUAGCGAAGGAAUCGGAAAAUGACAUCUACGUCGACGACUGCUUGACCGGUGCUGACACCGUCGAGGAAGCCAUCGAGAAACGGAUGCAACUGACUAGACUCCUACAGAAAGGCGGAUUUCCCAUUCGCAAGUGGGCCUCAAAUGAAUUUUCAGUGCUGCGAGCUGUUCCACCCAACGACCGAGCAAGUGAGUUGGCCUUAGACCUCGAACCCGACCCAACAAUCAAGACGCUUGGGCUAAAAUGGCAGUGUCGCAGUGAUUUGUUCGUGUUUGUGGCGAAUUGUGAUCCCUUCCAAGCCGUAUUCACCAAACGACAAGUGCUCUCAACGAUAGCGAAGAUAUUUGAUCCUCUAGGAUUGAUCGGACCCGUCGUAACUAUUGCAAAGGUCUUCAUGCAGGAGAUAUGGAAGAUUGCCAGUGACUGGUCAGACCCGCUACCGGCCUCUUUCAACCAACGAUGGAGGACGUACCUGACCCAUCUACGAGAAGUCUGGAGAAUUAAGGUGCCUAGGAGAAGCAUCUCGAUCGACAAACCCACACGCAUCUAUCUACACGGUUUCUGUGACGCGUCGGAGCUCGCAUAUGGGGCGGUAAUCUACUUACGCGCCAUUGACAAGUAUGGUAACACCAGUUCGCGCCUUCUGUGCUCGAAGUCAAAGGUUUGUCCGAUCAAUCGCCCAACGAUUCCUCGCAGCGAAUUGUGCGCUGCCGCACUAUUAGCAGAAUUGAUAAAGACGGUCAAGCAGAAUCUUCGCCUAGAGAUCAACCAAACCUUAGCCUUCAGUGAUUCGAUGACGACUUUAGCGUGGAUAGCGGGUGACCCAUCAAGAUGGAAGACGUUCGUAGCAAAUCGCGUGGUGCAGAUCAACGAGAUUCUUCCUGCAAUCAACUGGAGGCACGUACGCACCCAUCAGAAUCCAGCCGAUCUCUUAAGUCGAGGUGCAGCUCCCGUGUCACUUGCUGAAAAUCAUCUGUGGUGGUCGGGUCCGGACUGGGAACCUGAAAGUUUACGAGAGCCGCAAGAAGUUCAUCUUGCGCCAAAGGAGAAGGAGGCGAUGGACAAAGAGAAGCGCAGGUCAGCAGAGGUGGCUUCUUACUACAUGGUAGCUAGCGAUCUUCUAGAUGACAUCAUAGCGAGGUAUUCAUCUUAUCGAACUAUGGUCAGAGUUACAUCCUGGAUGAUCCGUUUCGUCGUCAACAUUCAACUCCCCCGAGAACACCGAAACACAGGUCCUUUAUCAGUGGGUGACUAUGAGGCAGGUGAAAGAAUGCUCGUCCGGUAUUCACAACAUCAGGCGUUCGACGCUGAAAUCACGGCACUUCAACAAGGCGAACCCUUGCCGCAUAAGAGUAAACUGUGGCCAUUAACACCAUUUCUGGAUGGCGGACUCCUCAGGGUGGGCGGCAGGUUGGCGAGGGCGGAUAUGAUCUACGAGUCGAAACACCCUUGGAUCCUACCCGCAGGUUGUCGUUUAGCGAAGGUUUUGUUUCAUCAAGAACACGUGAAGAAUCAUCACAUCGGAGCACAAGCACUACUGGCGUUCACUCGGCGACGAUUUUGGGUUCCAAACGGAAGGAAUUUGGCACGCAAUACUGUUUGGAGCUGCAUUCCGUGCUAUCGAAAGAGCCCAGAGCGUGGUUUGACUCAGCCAAUCAUGGGACAGCUUCCACCAGAACGAGUGAAUCAGGCCCCCCCAUUUUUCAUCAGCGGAGUCGAUUACGGUGGCCCCAUCACAUUGGUCGAUCGUCGCGGCAGAGGCGCAACAUCAACGAAAGGGUACAUCGCUAUAUUUGUAUGCUACGCAACAAGAGCCGUUCACAUCGAAGCGGUUACGAAACUCACAACUACCGCGUGUCUCGCAGCGUUGAGGCGUUUCAUCGGGCGUAGAGGAGCAGUUGGACAUCUCUAUAGCGACAAUGGUACAAAUUUCCAAGGAGCAUCGCGAGAAAUGCGGGCAUGGUACAAAAAAAUCCAAUCGGAUGAUCACAAUCAGCGAGUCGCUAAUUUCCUGUCGGCUGGAGGCACACAGUGGCAUUUCAACGUUCCCGGAGUCCCUCAUCUAGGCGGCCUGUGGGAAGCGGCGAUAAAAACCGCAAAACACCACCUCAACAUCGUGACCGGAAACGCGCGCUUAACCUUCGAAGAAUUUACCACUUUGUUGAUCGAAAUUGAGGCAAUCAUGAACUCAAGACCAAUUUCUCCAUGCUCAAAUGAUCCAAACGAUCUUCAAGCCUUGACACCGGGUCAUUUGCUAAUUGGACGACCCAUCAAGGAGCAGAAUGAAAACGGAAAUUAUCUUCCCAAUCCAGAUGUCCCCUACGACUUAAGAUUCCGGUACAUAAUGGAGCUGAAGAACCAUUUCUGGGAACGUUGGCACAGGGAAUAUAUUCCCGAACUCCAAAUCAAAGGAAAAUGGCAAAAACCUUCGAACGAGAUUAUUCCCGGGGAUCUAGUUCUCAUCAGAUCCAAAAAUUUACUUUCAACCCAGUGGAGAUUAGGUUGGGUGCUGAAGUUGCAUGAUAGUCCGGAUGGUCAUCCCAGGUUAGCAACAGUAAGGGUCCAGUCCGGAGAAAUAACUCAAACCAUACACAACAUAAGUAAGCUUCCAACAACCGAACGGGAAAAUUCAUGA
Messenger RNA from Uranotaenia lowii, 4128 nucleotides. RefSeq lists its product as uncharacterized. Gene Ontology annotation, biological process: DNA integration. The record is from RefSeq and is a predicted model, not a curated record. NCBI's taxonomy places the organism in Eukaryota, Metazoa, Arthropoda, Insecta, Diptera, Culicidae. The transcript has a single exon. Bases 1 to 4128 code for a protein of 1375 amino acids. Gene Ontology annotation, molecular function: nucleic acid binding.